GAUGUGACUAUGUUAAAAAGGGAGAUGAAGCCGGAAAAUGACAGGCCACGCCGCGUCCGAUUUCGGAUUGCAUCGUCUCACAGUGGGCGAGUUCUGAAGGAAGUGUACGAUGAUGGGCAGCCUUCGGGAUCUCUGGACUCGGAGUGUGCCAGUAUCUGUGGGAUAGAUGGAUUCAGUGAGUCUGAGGGACACCAAAAUGGUCACCUGGGAUCGGAAAGCGACGAGCAAGAGAAUGGCCAGGAUAACCUGCUGGCGUUAGCCAGGGCUGCCAGUGAGCAGGGCUUUGGCAUGAGAAGAGUCAACAUUUUAAGCAAAAAUGGCACAGUAAGAGGUGUCAAAUACAAAGUGAGUGCUGGCCAAGCCUUAUUUAACAACUUGACCAAUGUAUUGCAGCAACCAGCCACUGAGCUAGAAUUUGAUCGAGUAGUGAUUUAUACCACGUGUCUUCGUGUGGUACGGACAACGUUUGAAAGAUGUGAACUGGUUAGAAAGAUCUUCCAAAAUCAUCGAGUAAAAUUCGAAGAGAAAAACAUAGCUCUGAAUGGUGACUAUGGAAAAGAGUUAGAUGAACGAUGCCGACGGGUUUCUGAAGCUCCAUCCCUCCCCGUGGUGUUCAUCGAUGGCCAUUAUCUUGGGGGUGCUGAGAAAAUUUUGUCCAUGAAUGAAUCAGGAGAGCUGCAAGACCUCUUAACCAAAAUUGAGAGAGUGCAGCAUCCACAUGAGUGUCCUUCCUGUGGAGGCUUUGGCUUUCUUCCAUGCUCCGUGUGCCAUGGGAGCAAGAUGUCAGUAUUUCGAAACUGUUUCACGGACUCAUUCAAAGCUUUGAAGUGUACUGCUUGCAACGAGAACGGUCUGCAGCGCUGUAAGAACUGUGUGGGUUAG
Molecule: messenger RNA, 882 nt
Organism: Echinops telfairi (small Madagascar hedgehog)
Lineage: Eukaryota; Metazoa; Chordata; Mammalia; Afrosoricida; Tenrecidae
Gene: GRXCR1
Product: glutaredoxin and cysteine rich domain containing 1
Exons: 4
Coding region: 10-882 (290 amino acids)
Biological process (GO): inner ear receptor cell stereocilium organization; sensory perception of sound
Cellular component (GO): stereocilium; kinocilium
Source: RefSeq, a predicted model, not a curated record